Molecule: messenger RNA, 2102 nt
Organism: Mytilus trossulus (common blue mussel)
Lineage: Eukaryota; Metazoa; Mollusca; Bivalvia; Mytilida; Mytilidae
Product: N-terminal EF-hand calcium-binding protein 1-like
Exons: 12
Coding region: 90-1070 (326 amino acids)
Biological process (GO): regulation of amyloid precursor protein biosynthetic process
Cellular component (GO): cytoplasm
Molecular function (GO): calcium ion binding
Source: RefSeq, a predicted model, not a curated record
UGGACAUAUCUGAAAAGAUUGGCCUUGUAGUCGUUUCGCUCCCCUUGACGUUGAUCAGCCCUUUCAGAAGAAAUUCAAGAAAAUAGAAGAUGGCUAGUCAGGCAAAUCAAAGCUCAAUAUUUCUUGAUGUGUUUCGAAGGGCAGACAAAAAAGAUAAUGGACAGAUAUCAUGGGAGGAGUUUGUCUCCUUCUUUGCUGAUGGUGUCAUGGGGAAAGAUGAAUUGGAAACUUUGUUCAAGCAGAUUGACACACAUAAAACCAAUUACAUAGAUCCUGGUGAGUUAUGUCAGUUUUUCUCCCAACAUUUGGGAGAAUUUAAACAGAUAUAUGAUGUGGUGGAGGACCUUCAUGCCAAGAUUAAUACUGCUUUACAUACUACAUCAAAGACAUAUCCAGCAGAGACCAGGAUGAAUAAGUUCAUUAAACGUUUUCUAAUGAAGGAAGUGACCAAUCAGGUGUCAGCAUUGCAGUUACCUCUAGAAUCUGCAUCAGAAGGAAUGGAUGAACUAGCUAAGGAAGAAAGUGGUGAUACUAAACCAGUUGAAGCAUCUGAUGUCCUGAAGAAAUCUGAUAUAACACCAGGACGUGUGGGAAGACGUGCUAAACGUCAAGCCAGUAACCAGUCACAAAACAGUAUUUUUGAUGGAACAAUGUCAACAACCUUGACUGCCCAGGUGGACAGACUUUCUACUUUACUUGACAGACUAGAACAUGGUGUAAACACUGAUGGCUUUGUGGAUGAAGAUCUAGAAGCUUUGGCUUCAGAUAAGUAUUACUUGGUGGAAUUUGAGACAAAUAUUAAAGGAGAUAGUAAAGAGGUGUUCAGAAAGGCUAUGAGAACUUAUAUAGAGGGCGCUAAUAAUGCAGAGGGCUGUCUUAGCACAUGUGUUAGAUAUUAUAAGGACAUUGGAUCAUUUGCUUUGUAUGAAAUAUGGGACUCAGAGGAAAAUUUCAAGAAAUACAAUAAUGAUGGGACCAAGUUUUCUGUUCAGAUGAAAGAGUAUAUUGAUGGUCCUGUCAACAACAAGGGUCUGGAUUUCCCAGCUUCUUGGUGGAAGAAGAAUGCUUAAUGGACAGAUAUACUCAGCUGUAGAAGAAAAAGAAGCUCAUAAUAUAAUAGAUAUGCAUGUUUAUAAUAAUACUAAUAGUAUAUAGCCUAUUUCUUACCUGUUGUUAUUUAUAGACAUAGUAUGACCAUUGUUAAUUAGAUCUUAUUUAUUGUUUUAUACCUAUAUUUUACACCUUUGAUAAAUGUUAUGUAUGUUAUUGAACAAAUUGUCUCCAGUUUUUAUAACACAUCAGAUCUUAUAAGUUGACCCAAGUAUUAAACCAGUUCAAAUAUCAUAAUAAACUUGUGAAGGGGUCAUUCAGUGGUGAAUGUUUAUCUGAAGGAAAGGGAUAUUUUGAGUAUUUUUGACUUUUUGUCCAAGGAUUAAGAAAUGACUGGAAAAAGUAUUGAAUAUAAAAUAAAACAACCGGAAUCAAGCAAGUAUAGUCUCAAUUGUGACACUUUAAAUAUAAUUGUUUAUUGCAAGAUUAAGUUAAGCAAAGAUGUCAUCCGACUUAAGAUAUCUCAUGAGUUUAGUCAUGACAAAUAUUGAAGUUUUACUUGAUUUAUUAAUUUGUUGAAUGCUGUUAUCCAUGGACUUAUUUUAAAUAAUAAUGUUUAGAACAUGUUUUUUUUUGUUCUUUUAAAGUUUUUAAAGUCAAUUAUUGGUUUUGUUAGAGAUGUAGACUUGUCCCAUAACUGUUUAGUCCCCAGUCUUUAUUGCACCUGGAAAACACUUUAAAAAAGUUUGACUUGACUAUUAUCUAAAAAUUUCAAAAUUUCAAAUAACUUAUUAAAUCUGUCUGUUGUUAUCAAGCAUUUAUUGUCACACAUUGUGACACCCUUAUUAUAUAUAUUUAAUAGUAAAGAAAAUAAUUUGUAUUUGACAUAUUUUAAAAUGUGUAUGUAAUAUAUUCAUAAUAUUUACAAACGACUUAAUGCACCUUAUGAUAGGUUAAUGUUCAUAUUGAAUUAAUUUGAUACUCAUAGAGGACACAUUUAUAAUAUAUUUGUAUACAUGUAUGUUUUUUUCGUGCAAUAAAGUUAGAACUUA